Messenger RNA from Gopherus evgoodei (Goodes thornscrub tortoise), 848 nucleotides. RefSeq names its product prostaglandin D2 synthase (gene PTGDS). Gene Ontology annotation, molecular function: small molecule binding. The transcript has 7 exons. Lineage: Eukaryota; Metazoa; Chordata; Testudines; Testudinidae. Bases 106 to 663 code for a protein of 185 amino acids. The record is from RefSeq and is a predicted model, not a curated record.
UAGGGGCUCUGCUGGGGCUCCUGCUCACACACAGCCUGCCUCUCUCCCUCUGCUCCGCAGAGAGCUCAGCUCCAAAGGGCCACAGGGACGGGAAGAGAUAGAAGCAUGCAGGCCACGCUGCUCAGCCUCCUGGGGCUGGCCUUGUUUAGUGUUCUCCAUGGGCAGGAGGAAGUCACCGUACAACCCGACUUUCAGCAGGAGAAGUUCACAGGGAAGUGGUAUAGCAUCGGCCUGGCCUCCAGUUCCAGGUGGUUCAUGGAGAAGAAGCAGGUGCUGAAGAUGUGCACCACGGUCAUCACGCCCACAGCAGAUGGGAACCUGAAUGUCACCUCCACCUACCCCAAGUUUGAUCGGUGCGAGAAGAGGAACAGCCUUUACAUCAAGACAGAGCAGCCAGGCCGAUUCAGCUACACCAGCCCACGCUGGGGCAGCCAGCACGACAUCCGUGUGGUGGAGACCAACUAUGACGAGUAUGCCCUGCUGCACGCCAAGAAGUUCAAGGGCACCGACACCUCCACCAUGGUGACUCUGUACGGCAGAACUACGGAGCUGAACCCCAAACUACAGGAGAAGUUCACCCAGUUCUCCUUGGCGCAGGGGCUCCCAGAAGACGCUAUUCUCCUGCUGCCAAAAACUGACAAAUGCAUGACGGAGGCUGCAUAGGCAGAGGUUGCGAGAUACCGUUCCAGGUUUCCUUCAGAGAGAAAGUGACAUGCUGACCUGCCGGCGCAGAUCCUCCCCGCAUAGAUGUAGCCAUCUCUGCUCUGCAGCCUUGUGUGCUACUGGGCUAGUGCUUCUGUGUAUAACAGCCCCUCCUGCCCAAAGUAAAACCGAGACGUAAAACACCA